AUGAAGAAAAAGGUAUUACUGAUGGGUAAGAGUGGGUCUGGGAAAACAAGUAUGCGCAGCAUUAUUUUCGCCAAUUAUAUAGCGCGUGAUACACAUCGUCUAGGAGCAACGAUUGACGUAGAACAUUCCCAUGUUCGUUUUCUUGGCAAUUUAGUUUUGAAUUUAUGGGAUUGCGGAGGACAAGAGGCAUUCAUGGAGAAUUAUUUCGCGUCACAGCGUGAUAAUAUAUUUAGAAAUGUAGAAGUGUUAAUUUAUGUCUUUGAUGUAGAAUCAAGAGAAUUAGAUAAAGACAUGCAUUAUUAUCAAAGUUGUUUAGAGGCGAUACUGCAGAAUAGCCCAGAAGCAAAAAUUUUUUGCUUAGUUCAUAAGAUGGAUCUUGUGCAAGAGGAUCAACGUGAUUACAUAUUCAGAGAAAGAGAAGAAGAUCUGAAAAGGCUAAGUUUACCUUUAGAAUGCACAUGCUUCAGAACUAGCAUAUGGGAUGAAACGUUAUAUAGAGCAUGGUCAUCCAUUGUAUACAUGUUGAUACCCAACGUUAAGGAAUUGGAACAAAGUUUGAACCAAUUUGCCAAUAUUAUUGAUGCAGAUGAAGUUCUCUUGUUUGAAAGAGCAACUUUCCUAGUCAUAAGUCAUUGUCAGCGACAAUUUCAUAGAGAUGUUCAUCGCUUUGAAAAAGUCUCUAAUAUAAUAAAACAAUUCAAAUUAAGUUGCAGCAAGUUGGCGGCACAAUUCCAAAGUAUGGAAGUUAGAAAUACCAAUUUUGCGGCCUUCAUCGAUAUAUUUACUUCAAACACAUAUGUAAUGGUCAUCAUGUCCGAUCCAACUAUACCAUCAGCAGCAACAUUGAUCAAUAUACGCAAUGCACGAAAGCAUUUUGAAAAGUUGGAACGUGCCAGCCAGAGCUCGGCAUUGACUAGAUAGAAGUCGGCACGACCCAGGCGCCUCGUCACCCGGGUCCAUCCUAUUAAUAAUUGCUGAAUCUGCAGAAUCGUAUCAUUAAGAUAAUAAAACGUGAUUGCGAAGAUACGAUUGUUCAUGAGAGAUUGAGUCACAAAGUAUACUUCAAUGUACGGCUUUUAACUUGAGCGUUUAUGACAAAAUAAGUAUAUAAUCGACAUGUCCGAAAGAAGCUGAUGGUGAUCGCUAUAUUUCAGGUCAUAUUAGGACUGUAUCGAUAUGAAUUCAUCUCUCAUAUUAUGCAUGGAUGUAACAUGAUGCAUAAUGCAUCUGCAAUUUGUCAAUGUAGAAUAGUGUACAUACGCGCGAUUCUUUUGCCUCGUUCUAAAUCAUUUUUCAUUUUUGAUUUGAGAAUCGUUCGUCAUCCAAAUAGCGUUGUAAUAACAUCCAACGAAUGUUAAUAAUAAAUAAUCAUCGCAGCCAUAUGUCUUUCUUUUAUAUCCGCAUGAGUCACAAUGCGAUAUAACAAUAUAAGAUGAAGUAUCCACUUGAAAACGUUCAUUCUCAAAAGUGAUUCAUGACAUAAGAAUUUCCGAUGAAAUUAACCGCCUUUGUGUUCAAUUAUGUACUACUACAAUCUAUCUGUAACUACUGAGGAUUGCUUUUAAAUAUAAUAGAAAUUUUCAAGUAGCUAUAUAGCCUAUGUUGCAUCAAAAUAUCGUCCUGUACUUGUAAAAUCAAUAGUUAAUUUCAAUUUUGUAGAAGAUAGUUAUAUGUAAUAUAUAUGUUUACAUCCUUAAAUGAUACAAGAUGUACGAUGAUACGAAAUAUAACAAAAUUACAAUGUAUUUUUUAAAUGUGCAAAUAAAUUGUAACCACAA
Pogonomyrmex barbatus (red harvester ant) is the source of this 1778-nucleotide messenger RNA. It is a transcript of the gene RagA-B, whose product is annotated as Ras-related GTP binding A/B. Gene Ontology annotation, molecular function: GTPase activity; GTP binding. Gene Ontology annotation, cellular component: lysosome; Gtr1-Gtr2 GTPase complex; nucleus. NCBI's taxonomy places the organism in Eukaryota, Metazoa, Arthropoda, Insecta, Hymenoptera, Formicidae. Gene Ontology annotation, biological process: cellular response to starvation; positive regulation of TORC1 signaling; negative regulation of autophagy. The record is from RefSeq and is a predicted model, not a curated record.